AUAAAAAAAUUGAUUUGAAACAAUAAAGCCAUUGAAAUUAAAGCAUUACGCUGAAACAACUAUAAAAGAAUAUAGAAAUGAUUCACGGCAAAGCCAUUACCAAUCUCGGUAUUCAGUUUGAUAAAAGGUGUACCAUAAAUAAUUGAACUGAUAUCGGCUGUUCAAAACACUUUUUGGAGCUGAUUUACGGCAUUGAUAUUAAUCGCGCUCAGUCCAAACACAACUCUUCAAUUACGCUGAAAAUAUUAUUUAAUAUAUUUACGCAUUAUUAUACGUUACUUCAUCAAUAGAAUUGAUGUGUAGUGGUGAGACGAUAACCGACAAAUUUUCAAAGUGUGUGCCAAGAAUUUUGUUAAUCAAUCCGAAUCAAUAUACACGGUGUUGCUCCGAAAAUAUUUCAUCAGUUCAAUUUGAGCCAUCGACGGUUAACGAUUCGCUUUAAAAUACACACAUUUUGUUCGACACAGUUUUUGUGAUUUUUUUUUUCCGUAAAUUUAUUCAACCAAUUUUGUUAUUCACAUUUUGAGUGAGAAAAAAAAUAAAGAAAAUGACUAAAGCAAAUAUGUUGUGGAUAUUUGUCCUAGCAUUUAUCAUGCCAAUUGGUUUUAAUUCCGCAUGUGAAGGAGGUAGCUGCGGAGGAAGUGGAGAUUGUUGUAAACCUUCCCCAGCUCCUCCCCAAUUACCAAAUCUAGCUGUAGUUACAUGGGCCCAUGCAGUCAAUAGCGACGAUUUUUUGGAGACCACACUUAAAAAUGAGGGAAUCAAAAUGAUUGAAGCCGAUGUGGUCAUGGGAACUGUUGUUACACAACCACAAACCGAAAAACCCGAUACCUCAACGCCCAAAGCAGAGCCCCAAAAAAAAUCAGAUGCUACUGGAAAUGAAAAUGCCGCCGGAAGUAAUUCCGGAAAAGAACCCGAAAAGCCAACGGCAACAGUUCCAAUCAUGGCGCAUCCACCAUCGGUCACAUCAGAUUUGUCAUUUGAACAGUUUGUGUAUAAGGUGGCUAAAUACAACGCUGGAGCCAAAGAAACAAAAGCAAAGGGUGUUAAGCUUGAUUUUAAAAGUAUUGAAGCCGUGAAAAAUGCGUUGCCAUUGAUAAGAGAAGCUAAAUUUGAGUUGAGUCCUGUAUGGAUAAAUGCUGACAUUCUUGCUGGUCCUGGUGCAUCUACUACGAAACCAGUUGAUGCAAAAGCAUUUUUCGAUGCCGUUAAAGCUGAAGUUGGACUGCAGAAAGCAACACUUUCAAUUGGUUGGACAACCAAUUUGGUCGAUAAUGCCCAAUACACUGAUGCUAACGUUGAAGAAAUGCUCAAAACUAUUCGAGAAAAUAUUAAGUCAGAUGAAGAUAAAUUACAUCCAAUCACAUUCCCUGUACGUGCGGCUAUUGCUGCCGAAAGCCAAGCUGCCCUAGAUAAAUUGGUGACAGAAGUUGAGAAAAUGAAUAUAGCUACCACCCUGACCAUUUGGACUGCAGCAAGUGAUGAGAAAAAAAUCGAUAUGAAAAAAUUGCAAGCACUUAUUAAUCACUUUGGCACUAGCAAAGUGUACGUUGAUUUAGAUGACAAAUUGAAAGGAGGUCUAACUUUGGUACCAAAACCAAAUGGUGCUUCGUCACUUGUUAAUUUCGGUCUUUUGAAUGUGGCCACUUUUCUCUUUGCUUUAUUCCUUAGAAAUGGGUUUUAUUAAAAUUAGAACAUAGAGCAUUUGAACUAGAGCUGUCCCAUCGAGCUACAUUUACCAUGAAAUUUAAAAAAAAUUCAAAAUAACAAAAAAAAAAAACAAUUCAAUGAUUGAUUUUAAGUUUGGCAUCGUUUAAAACAACAAUUAUAAACUCCGAAAUUUUAUUAGAAAUGUCUAUAGAUUAGUGCACUAUCAAAAUAUACACAGCCACAUAUAUACGAUUUUAGAGAAUGUUGUUGAACAUUUUAGUUGUUAUAUUGAAAUCAGAAUUAUCAAUUACUAGAUCAAUUACUAAAGAAAUAAAUUGAAAAGACCCAAA
This is a messenger RNA of Contarinia nasturtii (swede midge), 2000 nucleotides long. RefSeq names its product protein FAM151A-like. The record is from RefSeq and is a predicted model, not a curated record. The transcript is spliced from 3 exons. Bases 548 to 1687 code for a protein of 379 amino acids. Lineage: Eukaryota; Metazoa; Arthropoda; Insecta; Diptera; Cecidomyiidae.